Molecule: messenger RNA, 2406 nt
Organism: Dictyostelium purpureum
Lineage: Eukaryota; Evosea; Eumycetozoa; Dictyosteliales; Dictyosteliaceae
Exons: 1
Coding region: 1-2406 (801 amino acids)
Source: RefSeq, a predicted model, not a curated record
AUGCAACAGUUUAAAGAAAUUAAAUUAGAGAAUUAUGAUAAUGAAAAAUUAAAAGAAAUCGGAAAAUCACAAGGAAUUUUUAAUUAUCGUUAUGGUGAUAGUGACAAUGAAGUGUAUGAUAGUGAUGAGGAUUCUGAACGCACAAUUCCAGAAAAUAAAGAAAAUACCUACAAUAUCAUAAAUAAAUAUUUUACAGCAAAAGAAAAUUUACCAAAAUUUUUAGAAAAAGAAAAUAAAGAUAAAACAUUAUCAAUCAGACCACAAGGGUUUGCAAAUAAAGAAGUUAACAGUACUGAAAAGUUGUUUUGGAGGGUUUUUAGAGAUAUAUUUCUUUUCAAAAAAAUUUUUUCAAACUUUACAUUUUCGAAAACCCAUGGAUAUGAUAGAUUAUUUGGCGUUAGCCCUAUCCUUCAAAAAUUCAGUAAUGGCACAAGUAUAGUUUUAGACAAGUUAAAAAGUGGGGGUUAUUUAGCAAUUGAUAAAGGACCACAAAAUGGUCUAUAUCAAAUUUUUAAACAAAUAGAUAAAGAUACCGCUGAAAACAGAGAAUUCUAUAAAAUAUUAUUCACAACUAAUAAGGAUUGGUUCUUAUUUUAUAUUAAAGUAGUAGAUCAAAUUUUAUCAAGUUCUAAUUUAUUCGCUUUGGAGCAAUUUUUCAAAUAUUUUGGUAUUCAAAAAGAAACUAUUCAAAACUAUUUCAAAGAAAUGGAUGAAUAUGGAAGAACCAAUAAAUAUAAAAUCAAAUCUUUAAAGGAUUUCCAACUAUAUAUAUAUUUAAAAUCAUUAUCAAUUGAAAUUAUACAUGUUGAUAUCAAUAUCCUUAAUCUCUUUGAUGUCUCUGUUAAAUUAAAAGACUUAAUCGAAAUUGAUCUAGCACUUUCAAAUAUCGCAAAUAGUGAAGAUAUAGCCUCCCAAUUCACUAAUGAACAAUUAAAUUCAUCUAUUAUCCAACUAUUAUCACCAUUAUUAGAUGUCAAACUAUUUGAAUCUAAUCUACCAAAGAAAGAUACCGACAAUAAUAAUGCUCAAUUAUUUGAAUUGAGAACAGACUAUUCAAGUAUUGUAACCAGAUAUUAUAUCGAAGAAAUAAAUGCUUCAAAACAAAAUAAUCCAAUUACCAACAAUAGUAACAAAUACCAUAAACUUAAAUUAAAUAUUUAUAAUAUAUUCGAAAGAAUUAAUUUAAUUCAAAAACAAAAGUCAAUAUUUUAUUAUUUAUUAUUCAAAGAUAGUGAGACCAUCAGAAAGAUUAUCCAAGAUAACAAUACAUCUGAUGGAAUUGAAACUAUGUUGGGAUGGGUUUUUUCAAGUGAUAAUUUGCAAUUAAUAGCUCAUCUCACAAACUUUUUGAGUUACAGUGAUUGGUCAACUACCGAACUAUACUACCCAAUGGCUCAAACCAAAUCAACUAUAGUAUUGGACUAUCUAUUUUAUAACCAUCAAGAAAUUUUCUUUAAAGAAAACAACGAUAUAUAUAUUCUUAUAGAAGAUAUUAAUAUUUUACAACAUUACGAACAAUUAAUGAAUUCAUUAUCAAGAAAACUAUCAAUUAACUUUAAACGAUACCGUCAAAACAACUUCAAUGCAAAUAAUAGUGGUAUUAUUGAAAGAUUGAUUAGAGCAGCAAGUUUUCCAUCAAUAUACACUGUCAAUGAUUCAUCACAAGAAGAAAAAACAGAAUUCCUCGUAUCAAUUUUUGUCAGCAAGGACAUUAAAAGAUUAGCAAAUAUUGAUUAUAUGGUUUUACUAAAGUUUUUGACAAUUUACCAAUUCACUCAACUCAAUUUAGAUAUAGUAUUUCAACAUUAUACUGGUGGUAUCCUUAUCUUUUCAUCAUGGUUAAAAGAAAAUGGCAAAGUUACUGUUCUUUCAGAUAAUUACCCCACAUAUCAUAUAUCUAUCACUCUGGGAGAUGGUAGUGAAAAAAAAGAAUUUUUGUUUUUAACAAGUACUUUCUCGUACCUCAGAAUGCUUUACUCCUGUAAACACUAUGACGACAUUAUAUCAAUAAUUAAAACCUUCUCGAUAAAACAAGUUAUUCAUUCUAUUUCCAGCUUAGUGUGCAUUACAAAUAUAUCGCAUGUCUUUAUCAAAACCAUUUUAAGAGAAUUUGCAAUGAACUCUGAUGAAGCUUUUAAAUCAAAAUUUUAUAAGAUUUUAAAGAAUAUAAUUGUUUCAGGUAAUUUACCAGUAUUGAAAUAUAUUGCCAUCAACUACAGCGAAUUAUUUUUAGCAAAUAUUUUAACCAUAUCAAACUUUUCAAUCUCAAAUGACUCUUUAGAUAUAUUUAAAUUCCUUUUAAAUUUUAUAAAUAUCACCCAAGAUGAUUGUGAUAAAGUAAUUUACCAAUCAAAUAGAAGGGGUAGAUUAAUUUAUAAAUAUCUUGAUAUAAAAAAAAAUAAAUAA